This is a messenger RNA of Sinocyclocheilus rhinocerous, 2457 nucleotides long. Its product is annotated as cytosolic endo-beta-N-acetylglucosaminidase-like. NCBI's taxonomy places the organism in Eukaryota, Metazoa, Chordata, Actinopteri, Cypriniformes, Cyprinidae. Gene Ontology annotation, cellular component: cytoplasm. The record is from RefSeq and is a predicted model, not a curated record. Gene Ontology annotation, molecular function: mannosyl-glycoprotein endo-beta-N-acetylglucosaminidase activity. Gene Ontology annotation, biological process: protein deglycosylation.
CUGGUCGUUCUUUCUGCUUCUAACUCUGACUCUCACUGCUGCUAGAAAUUACUGCUUUGUCUGGAAACUGGCUAUCCGCUGACAUUUGUAAAUGGAAAGUGUUUCUACAAAAGAGAAAGAUAACAUGACAUCCCGCAAACGAAAAAGGGAAGAAACUACAAGCAGUAAGAUUCCCAAAUCUGAGGAGAACAGCUCUGAGUCUUGCCUCAGUCAGCCAAGCGAUCAAAGUGUUCAUGAAGUCAUAACUUACGAGCCAUCUAGGUUGCCAGCAAUCCACUAUGAUCCUGACACAACUGAGCCCAUCAGCUGCAGUCUGAAGUCUCUUGAUGAAUUGUUGUCGUGGAAACGCAAUGAAGCAAGCCCUUUUAAUGUGGCCACUGUGCCUUUGGCUAGCAGGUAUCCUCCACUGCACAGCUGCCCUAGACGGACAUUGGUGUCCCAUGACAUGAUGGGUGGCUACCUGGAGGACAGGUUCAUUCAAGGUGCAGAGGUGGAGACACCAUAUGCCUUCUAUCACUGGGAGUAUAUUGACAUCUUCAACUACUUCAGUCAUCAGAUGGUAACCAUUCCUCCUGCAGUUUGGACAAACGCAGCACAUAAGCAUGGAGUGCUCUCUAUAGGCACAUUCAUCACAGAGUGGACAGAUGGAGCGAAGAUAUGUGAGGCCUUCCUUGCAGAUGAGGAGAGUUACCGCGCAGCUGCUGAUAAGUUGGUUCAGAUUUCCCACUGCUACGGCUUUGACGGCUGGCUCAUUAACAUAGAAAAUGUGCUGAGUGAGACUGCGGUGAAGAACACUGGCCCUUUUCUGCGCUACCUCACAGACCAGGUGCAUGAGCGCGUUCCAGGCAGUGUGGUGAUCUGGUAUGACAGCGUGCUGAAAAACGGCUCGCUCAACUGGCAGAAUGAACUCAAUGAUGACAACAGAAUGUUUUUUGAUACCUGUGAUGGAAUAUUCACUAACUACAACUGGACAGAGCAGAGUCUGGAGUGGAUGAAGUCCUACUCUGCUGCUCAGGGCCGCUUUGCUGACAUCUAUGUUGGUGUUGACGUGUUUGCAAGAGGGAAGGUGGUCGGAGGGAAAUUUGAGACCAAUAAGGUUGAGAUGAAGAGAAGCUGGUUUAAUCUGCAUGCUCAGGAGAUCCAGCCUCUGUACCUCUCUGAGGACUUGAACAAUGGCGGCUGGCUGAGAACCCGUGGCUGCUCAGAGGACGCUUGGAUCGGAGGCAGCUCUCUGAUGGUGGAGGGCAUGAUUCCAUCUGGACUUUCUGAAGUCUGUGCAAGGAGCAGUGUCUUUCCAGAAGCAUUAGCAGUGGAUAACCAGUUGGUUGAGCAGUUUGCACAGAAUUGUGGCCGUUGGACUUUGGACGGCUGGACUACCAGAUGUUUCCUGUUGAAAAUGAUUGGCUGCUCAUUGCGAGAAGUUUGUAUUCGUGUUUCCCGAGAUGAAGGCGAUGAAAAUGUUUCCUUUAACUGCAGGAUUGGAGAGAUUAUGCUGUUGGAUGCAGAGAGUCUUGAAGCACCCCUGCAGUCUGUUGAAGGCAUCUGCGUGAAUGAUGUGGUGUGGCACACAGGUGCUUUGAAGGGAGACGGACACACGCUGAAGGUACUUUUGAAUGCCACCUUACGCUGGCAAUACCCCACCGAGCAGGUCCGCCAUUUCCGGAUUCACUGGAGGCAUCUCCGUGGUCCUGACCCUCGCAUUCCCCCUGGUCCGUUGACUCUGAUUGGCAGAUCUUACUCUACCCUGUACCGUGUGGUGGAGCUGGAGGUGCCUGCUGCUCCGGGUCUCAUAGAGCUGGUGGUGGAGCCUGUGAGCAGAGAGGGAUUCAAAGUGCCUGAGGUCCAGUGGGGCCGACGCACACUCAGCUACAGUGCCUAAAUUGAGGGUCCUCAGAGAGCCCAUCAAUGUCACAUGCUGUUUUCAUAGUAUAAACAAAUCUCUCUUCUAUUUGAUAUGCAGUAUAAAUGUGUGAUGAGUUGGUGCUAAAUAUGUAUUCAGUAUUUUGUGAAUGACUGAAAACUUAAUUGAAGAAGCAGCAAAUCGAAUUUGCACUAUAUGCAAUAUUAUUCGUAUAUAUCCUUUAUUAUAGUAAAAGCCAUUUGAAGUACUAGUGUGCAUUUUGACCACUAUUGUGCGAGGACCAGAGUGGUCCGUUUCUUUUAGUGAUUGCACAUAUAUUCUACAGCUUUAUAAGUUCAUAAUCUAACAUUUAUUCAUAAAUGGCAUGCAAACUUCAUGAAAAUAAUCAUGUACCUUCUUCGAAAUUGUAAAAUGUUAUUUUAACGAAAGUCUCUUAAUGAAAUUCACUUGUUUAUGCAUUUGUGUGAAAACAAGAAAGGAGAUGAUCCUAGUUUUCCUUCUUGACUUGCAGAUAAAUUAUUUGUAUUGCAUAAGUCAUGGCCUAAUGGUUAGAAUCGGACUCGUAACCCAAAGGUUGCGGGUUCGAGUCUCGUACC